Colletotrichum lupini is the source of this 3807-nucleotide messenger RNA. RefSeq lists its product as uncharacterized. The transcript is spliced from 11 exons. Gene Ontology annotation, cellular component: chromatin. The record is from RefSeq and is a predicted model, not a curated record. Gene Ontology annotation, biological process: regulation of transcription by RNA polymerase II; DNA-templated transcription. The coding region runs from base 1 to 3807 and encodes 1268 amino acids. Gene Ontology annotation, molecular function: DNA-binding transcription factor activity, RNA polymerase II-specific; zinc ion binding; RNA polymerase II cis-regulatory region sequence-specific DNA binding. Lineage: Eukaryota; Fungi; Ascomycota; Sordariomycetes; Glomerellales; Glomerellaceae.
AUGAAAAAAGUGUUUUGGCAGACCAUCAGCGAGUCGCACGCCGUGGAUUUCAGACUUCCCAGGACACUAACGGGUCAAUACGCAUCAGGUGCGGAGAAGAAUGAAUCCGAUCUGCCCGCACUGUUCCUUGCCAACACCACAUCAUGGCAAUUGAGGCUACCAAUCCACUGCUUGAAGCUAUUCGAAUCGACGGAAGUAAACAAUCGAGGCGAGAUCACCGCGUUCAGAGAAAGGGAGCAUAGAAUCAAAACGUCCAUGUCUUCAGGGCCCGAAGGAAGUCCCUCCAGCGCCGCGCGAAGAGGUCGACCACGACGCCAGUACAAGUGCGCGCACUGCUCGAAAGCCUUCAAGCGCAGCGAGCACUGCAUUCGUCACGAGAGAACCCACACGCACGAGAAGCCUUACGUGUGUCGAUACUGUCACAAGUCAUACGCGAGGAAGGACCUUGUUACGAGACACGAGCGCACUCUGCAUGCGAAGGAGCAAGCAAAAGAAAAGAUUGGAGAUGUGGUGACAGUAGCAUGCGCGCCACUGGCGCAAGCAACAGUGUUCUCCCCGUCGAAAGGCGAUGACUACAUGAACAUAGACCAAGAGGAAGACGAAAGAUCCGGCCAGGAAUCUCCAGACUCGCAGUCGCCAGUCGAUGGCGUCGCUUCUUCCACAACAUCACCAUGUUCCAGUCAACGGCGCCGAGCCAACUCACGACGGAAGUCAUACUCUCGGCAAGCAGCCGAUCCCGACAUCGAACUUGAACGAAUGUUGAUGUCGUUUCAGCCAUUAACUGACCAAUCCUUCGAGACGCGCAGGGAUCCAAGUACUCUUAACCGAGCCACCGAAAGUCGUCCCGCAGACAUAUUCCAGCAUGAUGCUCAACAGGAAGGAAACUUGCUGCAGCUUCAGUACUUCCACGACGUCGAUCCAGUUGAAGAGUUGCCACCGCUAGACCCAGCGUUAUUCAUGAACAUGGAUCUUCCCUUUGAAAGUAUUGCAAUGGAGAUGCCAAGUGAAUAUCCAACAGAAAACGGGCUUGAGACUGGCGCUUUACGAGAACAACCCCCUCGUCAACCACAAAAUCCACCGGAGAAGAGCGGUGCUGCUGAUCCAUCCACGGAAAACGACGAGCUCUUUUCACCGAGAACACUGGCCCAUCUCGGCAUGGGCGCAUUUGACCUCUCGCCCAUACCAGGUGACACUGCGGAGCAGAGAGAUGAUCGAAGACGAAUUCCACGCCAUCCCAAUACUGAAGACCCUUCAAGCGGAGCCCCCCCUGGAUGGGCUAGCUGCCAAAUACCCUCGGCUAGCAGCGAUCUCCCUUCUCUACUCGAAGACGGGCGUCAACAAUAUCCGACCGUGACCUUUGACGAAGAGACGUGUGCGUAUCUUCGCAAAGACAUGUCUUCGCGGCUGAGAAUAGCAGCUGGAGACUUCCAACUGCCCACCGCCAAAACGUUGCAGGGCUUCCUAUCUGCUUACAUGACGAGUUUUCAUAGCCACUUUCCGAUCAUUCAUAUGCAAACUUUUGAUUUGGCACACACUCCGGGCCCCUUGGUGCUUUCCAUCUGUUCCAUCGGCGCUCUCUAUCGCCUAGACCGACGUCGGGCGCGUCAUCUUUAUGACUUGUCAAUCCGCAGUGUGGAACAGGUGCCUCAACCAACCAAGGACGAUUCCAAAUCCAUGGUAAAGGACUACUUCCUUUGGUUUGUGCAAGCGAAAAUUCUUCUUAGCUUUUACGCAGUCAUGAGCGGGGAGAAGGAUCUCGUUGACGCAACGAUGAAGGACAAUGGCUUCUACACCUUGAUGACGUGGCACACGUGGAUAGAGCUAGAGUCGUGGAAGCGCGCGCUGGGGGGCAUCUUCAUAGAGAGUACCCUCACUAUGGUGAUCUACGACGUCAAUCCUGGAUUUCAUGCGACCCAAGAUCUGGAUAUCGAAGCGUAUCAAGAUGAAAAGAUGUGGAACGCGAGGUCACCUGCAGAGUGGCGAGAGCUUCGGACAGCUGCCUCGAAAAGCUCGCCAUACAGUCGACGACACACAAUCAAAGAUGUACUUGUUGACAUUCUACUUGAAGGAAGGUAUCAUGCCGACACGGUACCGUACCGCGUGUCGACCUUUACUGCCCUCGUCUUGACCCAUGCGGUCGUCGUUCACAUGUGGCAGAGAUUACAAGUCUGCCAGGCCCUCGCUUCAACAUGUCCGAUUGCAAGGAAUGAUAUUGGUGAUGAACAAGACCCUCUGAGAGCUUCGCUCCUCAACGGUGCUAUGCAGUCGUUGGCUCGGUGCGAUGCUUUUCUCCAAGGCGUCAGGAGCGAGUUACGACAACCACGUCCAGAAGAAGACGAGAAGGACAAAGAAAUCUCGCUUGUAUUCAACUGCCAGGCAGUCUUGCGCAUAGCCUACACAAAGCUGUCGAAAAUAUCCACCACUCCCUGUCGAAUCAGCUUGUUGAGCCUUGAGGAUAGGGACGUAGGGUCAUGCGUGUCAUCAUUCAUUAUGGGCAGGAUGGAACGAAGCUCCCACAUUCUCAAGAUGGUUUCGAAGGCCUUCGAAGGCAUGGUUGUUCCAGUCAAGAUAGGGCAUCUUCUGGUCCGGAAGACUGCCGCUUUUCGAUGGAGUGUUGAGCAUGCUGUGGCAGGGUGGACGGGUGCUCUUCUAGUAUCAAAAUGGGCUCAGUCCAUAGAACAGGACAAGAUAGCCGGGAUGCAGCCAAUUCAGAGCGAGCUGGAGCUAUUAGCCUUGAUCAGAGAGACUCUAGAUGAGGCCGAGUGCGAUAUCGGGGAGGGCACGACUCUUGCUGCCGGAAUCGCCAGGAUGUGGGGCUGGUUUCUGUCAGACGUCUGGGUGUGGGGCAUUACGCCACGGAUGGGAGGAAUACUGAGCCAACUGGCCGAUGCGUAUCAAGACGCGUAUGAUGCCAGCUGCCGUAAACCUACCGGCGUGACGUACAACGCGGAAAAGACGGGUGGAAGUUUACAACAAAUCUCUUUGUUGCAAAACGUGGAUCUAGAUGCAGAGAUUCUCCACAUGUUGCGAUGUACAUUCACGGUGGCAUCAGGAAGUGUGGCGUCUGAGUUGACCAUCCUCGGCGGAUCGAAGGGAAUACAUUUGUAUCUAGAUGCGUUCUCAGAAGCUUCGAUACAGAUCAGUCGCGGAGGUCCUGAAUCCCAGCUAAGUCCUGAAGUUUGGCACGGAGACGCAGGAUUGGGCCAUACAGCUACCCCGCAAGUACCGGUCUAUCGCCGCCUGAAUUUUGCCCUUAAAGAUCUGGAGUCGAAAGCACGGGGGGAGGUCCAAGUCUCCGCUCUCAGAGGCGGCGAGUUCACCCUCCCCAAGCGGUUCUUCGUCGCGGGGGUGUCUGAGGACGAGACCUCGCUUGUGCCAUCACUCUCUUUCCUCAUCUCGCAGAAUUCAUUCGAAGGGGGUCAUCGACGCAUUCUUUACGAUCUGGGCUUGAGACGGGAUAUUGGUCGCUAUUCUACGCCGAUACAAAACCACACAAAGAAUCGUCAGCCGAUGACCUUAUUACCGGACGUCCGACAGAGCCUGAUCGAUGGAGGUCUUGAUGUGGCAGCUAUCGACGAAGUUAUACUCAGCCACGUCCACUGGGACCAUAUUGGAACUCCUUCCGACUUUCCCAAUGCUCGCUUUCGAGUUGGUCAAGGAUCGCUUGAAUUGCUUAGCCAGGGGAUGAAUGGGCAUAUGUCUCUGUCGGAUUGGAAGUCCAAUUCGACCGCGGCAUACAGCCGACUGCGCAGGGGCCAAUUGGGGGCCCUAUUUACGAUUAUCGUAGCUAGCCCAACCUACGGUUAG